Trichoderma reesei QM6a is the source of this 1385-nucleotide messenger RNA. RefSeq lists its product as uncharacterized. Bases 27 to 1385 code for a protein of 452 amino acids. Lineage: Eukaryota; Fungi; Ascomycota; Sordariomycetes; Hypocreales; Hypocreaceae. The record is from RefSeq and is a predicted model, not a curated record. The transcript has 4 exons. Gene Ontology annotation, cellular component: ERMES complex; SAM complex. Gene Ontology annotation, biological process: mitochondrial outer membrane translocase complex assembly; protein insertion into mitochondrial outer membrane; phospholipid transport.
GACAGGCAUGAGCAACGCGCGCUGAGAUGCGCGAGUUUAUGGACUAUGUCCACAGUGCUUUCUACGAGGCCACGGGGUGGAGGCGCGACAAUUCGUACGCAGCGCUGAACUCGACGACGGACGCGCUGCUCAACUUUCGCACUCCUAGAGGCCUCCGCCUCACCCUCUCGGCCCUCGCAAGUCCCAACUUCGCCACGUCCUACCAGCUGGGCUCCGUCGGCGUGGUCGAUGGCUCCAUCUCCUACCUCUUCUCCUCCGUUCCGCUGCGACUCCUCCUGACUCCCCAGUCCGAAAAUGUCCCGCUCCCCGAUCUCCUGCGGUCCUACCGGCCAUUGACGCCGGUCGCUCGGCGAGACGACCCAUCACUACGACGGCCCGACGACGAGGACAAGACCAACGAGUCGCUUCUAUACGGCAGACUAUAUCUGCCCCGGUCGCAGCUGGAGGCGCUGCUGGUGAGGCGACUGUCCCCCGCUCUGCAGGCACAGUUCAGCGCCGUGUCGGGCCAGCACCUCCGAGACGGCGGCACGGCGCUGGGACUGCUCCAGUACGAUGUGGGACGGUAUGCGCUCGAGGGAUUGGCGUCCACGGACGGCGGCCUGCUGGGCUUCAGGGGAGUGUACAACUUCGGGGGCGACCUGAGCAGCAAAAAGCACGCUCAGCACUCGGCUGCGUCCCCUGCGGAGAAUGGCAUCGGCGGCGGCGGCAACGGCGAUAAAGAGAGGAUCUACGGCCGCUUCAGCACUGGUGGAGAAAUCUACUACGGCACGCUGAACAAAUCGGGGGGCAUCAGCAUCGGCGCGAGAUUUGCUACGCUGCCGGACCACAAGGGGACGCCGCUGUCUGCCACGCUUACGCUGAAUCCCCUGAUGGGCAACAUUGCGGCUAGCUAUGCGGUCAUGGCCGGCAAGGACUGCAGUCUUGCGACGCGCAUGGAGUUUAACAUUUUCAGCUACGAAAGCUCCUGGGCCGUGGGCAUGGAGCUGUGGAGGAAGCCGUUUGCUCGGCUGGCGGUAGACGGAGAAGUCUCUGAUACGGAUGUUCCUGCGAAGACGUCGGUUACGAAAUCAGCAACGCCGGCCGAACGAAGUUUCAACGCCAAGCUGGAGUGGAGGCUCGACGAGCCGGAAAAGGUCACGGAAAAGAAGCCUGGACCCAAGAUGAACGGAAGCAACGCCGCAAAGUCAAAGAGUGAGGCAGAAAAGGACAAGGAGCAGGAAUACGCCGGCGUCGUCAAGGCGAGGCUGGACCAGAAUCUCCGGCUCGGGGUGCUGUGGGAAGGGCGAGUCAAGUCGCUGCUGUUUAGCCUCGGCAGCGGGAUCGACCUGAAGAUGAUGAACAAGCCGUUUCGAACGUUGGGUCUCGAGGUUCAGUUCUCGUCAUGA